Messenger RNA from Mercenaria mercenaria, 5757 nucleotides. Its product is annotated as FAD synthase-like. Gene Ontology annotation, biological process: FAD biosynthetic process. Gene Ontology annotation, molecular function: FMN adenylyltransferase activity. Bases 67 to 1653 code for a protein of 528 amino acids. The transcript has 13 exons. The record is from RefSeq and is a predicted model, not a curated record. NCBI's taxonomy places the organism in Eukaryota, Metazoa, Mollusca, Bivalvia, Venerida, Veneridae.
CGGUCAAAAAUCAGAAAGAGAUUCAAAGAACGAAUAUGUUGAAUUCUCGUGUAGUUAUUUGUUGACAUGUUGAAUGUUUUUGGAAAUUUUUCGCACAUAGCAUCCCCCAUCAGAAGAAUAACUGUCAUCAAAAAUCACUUUUGUUCUGGAGCAAAGACAGUUCUCAAAAUGUCAGAGAGUGAGCAAGCAAAAGAUUACACAGCUGGGAUCAUUGUGAUUGGAGAUGAAAUCUUAAAAGGUCAAGUUGCAGACACUAACACACAUUUCAUGACCAGACAUUUGUUCUCAUGGGGUGUUAAAGUGAAAAAGAUAUCUGUUGUCCCAGAUGACAUAGACACAAUUGCCAAGGAAAUUGUAGAGUUUUCAUCCAAGUAUACAUAUGUGAUAACGUCCGGGGGCAUUGGACCAACCCACGAUGAUCUCACUUUUGAAAGUGUUGGAAAGGCUUUUGAUGAACCAAUAGAACCCAAUCCACAUCUUGUUGAACUGUGUAAGAAAUAUUUUGGAACUGAUGACCUCAACUCUCCUAAGCUCAAAAUGGCAAAAGUUCCAAAGUCAGCCAAGUUACUGUAUGGGGAGGACAAGUCAACAGGAAAGAGGACCAGAUACCCACUUGUCAAUGUGAGAAAUACAUACCUGUUUCCAGGGGUGCCUUCAAUACUAGAACAUGCCUUUCCUUUGCUCAAAGAUCAUUUUAGGAAUCCAGAUGUUCAGAUACAUACAAAGGAGUUAUAUAUCCAGUUGGAUGAGAUUUCUAUAACCCCUGUGUUAAAUGAAGCCGACACUUUGUUUAAGAGACAAGUUACUUUAGGAUCAUACCCAGACUUCAUCAACAGUUACUACAAAGUAAAGUUGACUUUAGAAUCAGAGGACAGAGAGCACCUAGAGACUGCAGUAAGAUACCUGCAGGAACACCUACCUGAAGAUUCGAUAGUGCAGUAUGAGAAGAACCCAGUGUUCAAUGCUGUGGAUCAAGUGUAUGGUGUAGUGAACAGUGAGGAGUCCACACCAUAUAUAAAUAAAGUGAAAAAUGCUGUUAGUAUCAUUGAGGAAGGAUUACAGAAAUAUAAGUUAGAGGAGAUAUGUGUUGGUUUCAAUGGAGGGAAGGACUGUACUGUAUUGUUACAUCUUGUCCAUGCUGUGGUGAAAAAACAAUUUCCAGAAUAUGAAGGGAAGAUGAAGGCGUUGUAUAUUAGAAGUAAAUUACCAUUCCCUGAAGUAGAAAAGUUUAUACAGAUUUCUCGAGAUAGGUAUAAACUAGAGAUGUUACAUUUCAAUGGUCGUAUCAAAGACAGCCUUAGGGAUCUGCAGGUCCAGCAUCCAGAGAUAAAGGCUGUAAUAAUGGGAACAAGGGAAACUGAUCCAUAUUCUAGUCAUUUGAAAUCAUUUGCAAUGACUGAUACUGACUGGCCACAGUUUAUGCGGGUAAAUCCACUACUAGACUGGACGUAUAGUGAUAUAUGGAAGUUUUUGCGUUCCUUAUGUUUGCCUUACUGUAGUCUGUAUGAUAGAGGGUAUACUUCACUGGGUAGUAUGAACAACACACAUCCAAAUCCUUCCUUACAGUAUGUUGAUGAAAAUGGAAUAGUGAAAUAUAAACCUGCCUACAAACUCGAGGCAGAUUCACAAGAAAGAGAUGGAAGAAAUACUUGAUGACUGUAUUGUUUUAGAAAAGGAUAUUAUAAAAAUGUUUUCAGCUCACCCGAGCACAAAGUGCUCAGCAUGAGCUGUUGUGAUCAUCCUGUGUCUGCCGUCCAUUUUGAACAAUUUCACUGUUGGCUCAUAAUGAAACUUAGUCAGAAUGUGAACCAUAACAAAAUCUCAGACAAGUUUGAAACUGGGUUAUCUAGGGUUAAAGAAAUAUGUCACAAGGUCAGAUUGAUAGAAAAAGCUUGUUUACAUGCUGGAGGCAAUAUUUUCUUCUUGAUUUGUAUGUAACAUGAUCAUAAAGUUUGUUGUUAUAAUGUCUGUGUCUAGUUUGAAAGUUGGUUAACUGGAAUCAAAAAUUAGGUAACUAGGUCAAACCAUAAUACAACCUUGUUGAUACUCUAGAGGUCAUAUAUAUUUCUUCUUCUUCUUGUCGUUCGCGACUACACUGUCAGACCAAUCAUUAUUAUAUUAAAUCUAGGUUUAGUUGGAAACUGGGUCAAACACUAUGUCAUAUUAUGGGAACAACCUUGUAAACGCUCAGUUGAUCACAUUUUCUAUCUGGUAUUCAUUAAACUUUGUAAAAGAAAUAUUGUCUUUAUGAAAUCUAAACAUGUUUAAGCUUAAAUACCUUAGGUCAAUAACUAGGUCAUGAUAUCAAAUUAAAACACUUUGUUAAGUUAAUACUUUCUACUUCUGUCAGAAUGCUUGUCUGUUUAAAAAUCUAGAUGAAGCUCAAAAACAGUCAUUCAGGGUGUGAAGCUAGCUCACUAGGUCAAUUCAAAGAAACACUUGAUUAAAACUUUCUGUCUGAUAUACAUAAAGUAUGGUCAAAAUUUUGUUUUAAUGAAGUCCAGGUCAUGUGGGGUAAAAACAAGCUCAGGUGAGCAAUACAGGGCCUUUCAUGUUCCUGUUCUUAUUUAUUCAAACAGAUGACAAAUCAAAUACAUGUAUUCAGAACAAACAAACAGGCGGGUAUCUUUUUGUGAAAGUUAAAAGUCCUGUUAUAUACUAUUAUUUAUCCCCCCCCGCCAAAGGCGAAGGGGAUAUUAGAAAUGCUCUCCGUCCGUCCGCAACGAUCUUUGUCCGGAGCAUAACUCCAAAAGUACUGGAGGGAUUUCCUUCAAACUUCAUACACUGAUAGAACACAUUGGGAGGAAGUGCAGAGUGCAAGAACAAUAACUCUACCUUGCCUAUUUUUUGAGUUAUUCCCCUUUAUCAUAUUUUCUUAAAAAAUUUUGUCCGGAGCAUAUCUUCUUCAUGCAUGGAGGGAUUUUGAUAUAUCUUGGCAUAAAUGUUCACCACCACGAGGCGGAGUGUCAUGCGCAAGAACUAGGUCCCUAGGUCUAAGGUCAAGGUCACACUUAGAGGUCAAAGGAUACAAGAAUGAAAACCUUGUCCGGAGCAUUUCUUCAUCAUGCAUAGAGGGAUUUUGAUAUAACUUGGCACAAAUGUUCACCACCACGAGACGGAGUGUCAUGCGCAAGAUCCAGGUCCCUAGGUCUAAGGUCAAGGUCACACUUAGAGGCCAAAGGUCAGAUACAAGAAUGACUUUGUCCAAAGCAUUUCUUUUUCAUGCAUGGAGGGAUUUUGAUGUAACUUGGCACAAUUAUACACCAUCAUGAGACGAAGUGUCAUGCGCAGUUCCCUUCUUUAGAAUUACUUCCCUUUGUUGUUACUUUAAAUAGCUUUUAUUGUAACUUUUUCAUUACCAGUCGUAGGGAAAAAUCGAGACCACUUUUCUGUAGUACAACAUGCAUGCUACAUCCAAUUUUGAGGUGUAUUUUGACCAAUCUCUACCUGGUCUGGUAAAGAUUUUGUGGACUUAGAAAAACAAAAGACUUACAAUGAUUUCUAAACAACCACAAAAUUAAAAUUCCAUUUGCAAAUACAGCUGCUAGAGUAAAGAAAUUUGCUGUGACGGACGUAUAUUGUGACAUUCUGGCACUCUUGUUCCCUGUAAGCUUUCCAUUCCUUCUUUUUACAGUAGCCAUAUAGAAAAACAUCAUAGCUAUACUGUUCAUGAAAAUUAAUAAAAUUUAGCCGUAAACCACCUCACCACUGACUUAUUCUUUCUUCCACAUCUUUAAAACUCCUGAUGCGGACCACAACUAAACGGUUCUUCAAAGCUUUCCCCAAAUUUAAUACUUUCAGACACUAACUUGCCAGGAACUUUAGCCUUCAAUUAUAAUAUGCCUGGCGGGGGGGAUUAGCCAUGUCUAACAUGGCUCUUGUUAAGUACAUGGUUGUUGACCAAGGGCAAAGGUCGAGCCUGAUGCGGAUUUUAAAGUUUGCAUAUAUCCAGUGUCUGGCCACAAAACCAUGAAACAAUAUCAUUUUACCAACAACACUUUCUUCUGUUCUUCAGUAAUUAUGCAACUACACCAGUGAUGUGGCAGCCAUUUUGUUUAGAUCAAAACUUAUAUCGGACAUUCCCUUACCUGAUACAGAAUAUAUCCUGUCAACAUUUGAUAUCUCUUCAAUAAUGGAAAUGCAGGAAACCUGUAGGCAAAAUAAUAGAGUAUUCUUAUACACUGUAUUUUAUAUCAGAAGAACAAAUGAAUUUGUUGUUAAAAAUUACAUUCUUAAUUAUUUUAUAAACAGAGUAUAUACGUAGUUUUUACCUUAUUCAGUUGCAGCUCGCAUAAGUCAAAGGAUCUAAGUAUAUUGUAUUAGCUCACACAUGUACAAUAUGAAGAAUGUAAAGAAAUUAUUUUCCCAGAAAGGUUCAUAUUAUUCACUGAAGAACUGUCUGUGAUCAAUACUGUCCGAGAUUAGAUGAAUGUAUGACACAUAGUUAAUGUUUGCCUUUUUUGUACAUGCAAAGUUUAAUAAAAUGGCAGUUUUCACCACCUUUGAUAGGGGAGGCUACUUGCAAACUUUACAACACAAUUGUGUUUCAAUAAAUUCUUUCAAUGUUGUUGAUAUAUUUUACAAAACACUACCGGUAGUUGAGUAUAGAAUUAACAUAAAAUGAAGUUAAUGAAGUGGUUUCUUUAUUUUCAAAAGUUGACCUAAUCUGAAUUAAGAACAAAUUGUAUAUUUUCUAUUCUUACAUGACUCUGUUUGAUUUCCAGUUAAACAAAGAAGGAAAUUAAGCUCUUGUGUAUUCUGUGAUAAACAACAGUUGACACGCAGACCGGUAAGAGAGCAUUAUGACGUCAAAUUGCCGUAUGACGUCCGAUACAUUACUCCUCUGGUAAAUGAAGUCCAGCAUAAUAUUUAUUAAAAUAUGUCAAUGAACAUGUCAGAAUGAAAACAAUCAAGACUUUCUUGUGAAUUAUCGUCUAAUUUACCAUGGUUCAUCAUUCAUCGUGGUUCAAUUCCUCCGCAUCUAAACUCUGAACCUUGGUAAAUUAGACGAUAAACCACUCGAAGGCCUUGAUUAUUUGUUAAAGGUCCAUUACUAAGGGAAAGUGAGUUGGCAAUUUUUUUCAUAGCCAGUGCAUAGACUUCUGCAAGACACUAAAUAAUGAAGAUUGGCAGGUCAAAAUUUACAGAAGGUCUUUGGAACUCAAAGAAAUGUAUGUGUAUUAUGUUGAAAUUUCAAUGAAUCGACAGAAUGACCCCCCAGGUCUUUUUAACUUUCUUCAUACUUCAUAGAAAAAUAAUUGUACAUAUACUGCGAUUUAUUUUGAAUUUCUACAUACCAACUUUCAUUUUCCAAUAAAAUGAAAUAGUUUCUGUGCUUUUUAAAAGAAAUUAAAAUGUUCACUUUCCUUAGUAUUGGACCUUUAAGUAACACAGGGGUUUAAUUCAGUAUUUACAUAAGGUGAGCCUAGCUGAUACUUGGUCAAUAUGAUUCACCAGUUAUUGUUAUAAUGUAUGUGUGCUUUGGCAAAAUGUAUGCACAUUCACAGUUUAAAAUUGGUGCCAAAUAGUGUACAGAUGCAUCAAAGAAGUUGAUAAUGCUGGUACGAGUUCCUAACAUGGUGUAUAUGUUUUGUAAUGAUAGUCCUAAAAAGUUAAGUCAUUGUUAUCAUUUAAAAUUGUACUUGUUGUAUGAAAUGAGUGUUGUUUCUUGUAAAAUUCUACGGCACUUUGAAACCUGCAGAAACAGCACUGCAGAAAAACUAAAAUAUACAUAAAUAAAGAAAUACCUAUACUGUA